This is a messenger RNA of Tricharina praecox, 2499 nucleotides long. RefSeq names its product fungal-specific transcription factor domain-containing protein. The transcript is spliced from 8 exons. Gene Ontology annotation, biological process: DNA-templated transcription; regulation of DNA-templated transcription. Bases 1 to 2499 code for a protein of 832 amino acids. Gene Ontology annotation, molecular function: zinc ion binding; DNA binding; DNA-binding transcription factor activity, RNA polymerase II-specific. NCBI's taxonomy places the organism in Eukaryota, Fungi, Ascomycota, Pezizomycetes, Pezizales, Pyronemataceae. The record is from RefSeq and is a predicted model, not a curated record.
AUGUUCAACUCGGCAGCGCCGCCGUCGGAAUCGGAUGGAGGCGCCGAGGGCGCAAAGCGCCGUAGGAUAGCGAGAGCUUGCGACAUGUGCAGGAAGAAGAAAAUCAAAUGCGAUGGAAAACUCCCCGCCUGCACCCACUGCGUCAACUACAAGACUGAAUGCGUCUUCACCCUGGUCGAGAAGAAGAGGAAUCCUCCUAAAGGGGCAAAGUAUAUCGAAGGUCUGGAGAAUCGUCUCGGACGUAUGGAACAUCUUCUCAAGCUGUCCGGGCUUCUUUCUGAGGGAGACGAGAACUCGGUGGACCUAGGAGACCUUGAGCGACGGUUACAGGAGUCGGCGGCUUCGUCACAAGCUCCACCGUCACUCAUCGGAAGGUCCUCGUCCGAAUCCGCGCAUGGAACGCCCGCAUCGUCUACGUUGCAGAGUAAUUCUGGCUCCCCUACGGUAUCAAAAGAUAUAGUUGAGGUUGAAGUUCUUUCAGAUCAAAUGUGUUCACUGGUCACGAACAACUGCGGCGAGACAAGGUUUAUUGGGUCAUCAUCGGGAUUCUCGAUAUUCUCGCCCCAAGGAAUACAGUGGGUAAACGAAAAGACCGGCGACACCAGCUUCCAGCAGAUGAUCCAGGAAGCUACGGAGGAGCAACAGAAGAAACCGUUUUGUAUGUGGAAUACCGAUAUGUGCGGCGAUCUGUUCGACCAUCGUGGGAAAAGUCCACCACCACCGAAGGAAGUCGCGUUGCAGUUAGUGCAAGAUUUCUUCGGUGGCUUCAAUGUGCUAUUUCCGUUGUUCCAUAAGGCGUCAUUCGAGAUUCUCUUCGAUAGACAGUACACCGACAACCCACCAACAGACAGUGGAUGGUAUGCGGCUUUCAAUAUGGUUCUAGCCAUCUCUUGUCGAUUACGGAUUUCACAUACACCGGUCCCGCCCGCCGAUGCGCCAAUACCCGUCGUCCGCCAUGUUCGGGAGGCGUGGGGAUAUUUCCAGAAUGCGGCAACAGUGCUUACAGAACUAUUGCUCAGGAAUACUGACCUGAUGAGCAUACAAGCCAUUCUGGCGAUGGCGUUAUUCAUGCAGGGAACUGCAAAUCCACAACCGUCCUAUUUUCUGAUUGCCGCGGCCGUCAGGAUCGCAACAAGUAUCGGCAUGCACCGGCGGGGGAGUUCGUUCGGACUUCAUACACUCGAGGUUGAGCAGAGACGGCGGAUAUUCUGGAUCCUGUACAUGCUCGACAAGGACAUGGCCCUGCGAUCUGGACGCCCACCAUGCAUCAACGACGAUGACUGCAACGUUGAGCUACCGGAUGAGCAUCCUCUGGACGGAGUCGGCGACGUUCCCCUCAUCAAAUCCAAGGGCAAAUUCAACCUUUUCCGGUGCAUGGUUGAAUUCUCGGUAAUCCAGAGCAAGGUCUACAUGCAACUCUAUUCGGCUAGGGCGUCGAAGCAGUCUGACGGCGAGUUGCUGAAUACGAUCGGUGAGUUGGACAAGGAGCUGGAAGAGUGGAGGGAGGCUGUUCCAGCCGAGUUCGGUCCCGACAACGAACUGCUUUUUGAGGAGGAAAGCGCUAAAAUGAUGCACGUCGUGCUCCUCCACUUCGCCUACUACAACUGCCUCACGACAAUACACCGGAUGUCCAUUCACCACGGAUACUGGACGAGCCGGCUGUCUAACUAUGCUAUAUCUGGUCUAAGUGCUAAGCCCCUUAACCCUCGGGUCUUCUCGAGUGCAGCUUUGUGCGUCUCGGCUGCAAGGGCAUCCAUCAGUCUGAUCAAGUAUCUGGACCCGCUGGAUUACCCCUGCAUAUGGCUUGUGAUGUAUUAUCCGGUCUCGGCCCUCGUUACCCUAUUCGCGAACAUCCUCCAGAAUCCGCAGGACCCACGAGCAAGAGUCGACCUCACGCAGAUGCACAUCGUGGUGCAGUUCCUCCGCAGCGUUCUGGAUCUCGACGAGAUGGACGACCAUGCGUUGACGUUUGAGGACGGUUCCGUCAAACGCAUGCUGGUUGUGUGCGGAGAAUUCGAGCGCAUCGCAAAGAUCGUGCUCGACAAGGCGGAGAAGGAUGGCCUGGGCAAGAAGAAGCGGAAGGCGGACGAUCAUCACCACCGGAAUCCUCGCCCCGAGCCACGGAGACCGGAACCCGUCGAUAAACCGGCCACUUCGCAAACUCAAACAACAGUUCCGGAUGGAGCAGCGAACGUUCAUGGCCUGCAGAUGGACAUGAACUCUCAGGUACGGUGCCCCUCGGGGUCAUUGUUUGGCGGCGACCUAGUCCAGGCGCUCUCGCCGGGAAACUCGCUUUCGUGGUUCAACGAUAUGGGAUCGGCUCCAUCGACGCCGACCAACAUAGUGCACACACCAAACCUGCCGCUCGUGUCCGGAAACUCGUUCGAGCAGCCGUUUGUCCCACAAGAUCUGUGGCAGAUGCCAAUGACCUUCGAGUGGGAUUGGGCAGACGUCAGUGGCCAGGCCCCUUGGCCCGAAGGAAAUAAUGGUACCAUGUAG